AUGGCUGAAAUCAAUGAGAGAGCGUCGACGUCAUCGCCGCCGGUGCCGUCGACACCAGCGCCGGUUCCACACAUUCGACAACUCUCUGAAACGAUGAACGACAAGGUCGGACAGUUCUUCCAAUCGCAAAUUGAAGGCACAAUUGAAGAAUACAAGUUGCUCGAGAAUAUGAAUAAUGUUACUGCUCAACGGUAUGUUGAUAUGAAAGUGGUCGCUGAGAAGCUUGCCGAUAAGAUGGAGAAUCUCAACAAGAAAUACGAGUCACUUCAGCCGUAUCUCACACAAAUCGACGCAAUGGAUCAAAGCUCGAAGCGGAUGGAAGAAGCGACGAAUAUAUUGGAGAAUUAUGUUGCAUCUCUUGAAGCGAAAUUGGCCUCAAUUCAACAAUCAACCGCAUAA
Caenorhabditis bovis is the source of this 399-nucleotide messenger RNA. NCBI's taxonomy places the organism in Eukaryota, Metazoa, Nematoda, Chromadorea, Rhabditida, Rhabditidae. The record is from the annotation of a GenBank genome assembly.